AUGGCAGACUUCUCCCUCCCUAAGGAUUCUUAUUUCCUUGGAUUUGACAGCUCUACCCAGUCACUGAAGGUAACUGUGCUGGACUCCAAUCUCAAUUAUGUUACCUCAGAGCUUGUCCAAUUUGACACCAGUUUGCCACAUUACAAAACCAAAGAUGGAGUUUACCGAGAUGCCUCGGUUGAUGGUAGAAUUGUUUCCCCAACCUUGAUGUGGGUGGAAGCUCUAGAACUUGUACUCGAUAAGCUUUCGAAAUCAAAUUUGGAUUUUGGGAAGAUCAUUGCUGUUUCCGGUAGUGGGCAGCAACAUGGUAGUGUGUAUUGGAAGAAUGGGAGUUCCUCAAUACUGUCAUCAUUGGACUCCAAAAAGCCAUUGGUGGAUCAGCUCAGUGAUGCCUUUUCGGUCAAGGAAUCUCCGAUAUGGAUGGACAGCAGCACCGCAGCACAAUGUAAAGAAUUAGAGAAUGCUGUUGGUGGAGCAUUACAGCUAUCCCAGCUUACAGGUUCACGAGCUUACGAAAGAUUCACAGGCCCUCAGAUCAAGAAGAUAUUUGAGACACAGCCAGAAGUUUAUAACAACACCGAGAGGAUCUCUCUUGUUAGUUCAUUUUUGGCAUCUCUUCUAAUUGGAGGAUAUUCCUGUAUUGAUGAAACUGAUGGUGCAGGGAUGAACUUGAUGGAUAUAAAGAAAAAGACCUGGUCUGAAGUACUAUUAGAGGCCACUGCCCCUGGCCUGGAGGAUAAACUCGGAAAGUUAGCCCCUGCUUAUGCUGUUGCUGGUCACAUUGCUCCAUAUUUCAUGGAAAGAUACAAAUUCAACAAGGAUUGCUUGGUUGUUCAGUAUUCAGGAGACAAUCCUAACAGCUUAGCAGGCUUAACCCUAAGUGCCCCAGGGGAUCUUGCAUUGAGUCUUGGCACAAGUGAUACUGUCUUUGGUAUUACUGAUGAUCCUCAUCCUGGAUUAGAAGGACAUGUUUUCCCUAAUCCUGUUGACCCGAAAAGCUACAUGGUAAUGUUGUCUUACAAGAAUGGGUCUCUAACUCGUGAAGAUAUUAGGGACCGCUUUUGCGAUGGUUCUUGGGAAAGAUACGACCACUAUCUUACAUAUGCCAAGCCUCUGAAUGAUGGAAAGAUGGGUUUCUAUUAUAAGGAGCAUGAAAUUCUUCCCCCACUUCCAGUCGGAACACAUCGCUACAUUCUUGAAAAUUUCACCGGUGACACUUUGGAGGGUGUGACUGUACGUGAAGUGGAUCAGCAUUUUGACCCAGUUUAUGAUGAGGCUAGGGCAGUAGUAGAGGGCCAGUUCAUGUCAAUGCGAGGUCAUGCAGAAAGAUUUGGAAUGCCGUCUCCUCCAGGACGAAUAAUAGCAACUGGUGGUGGAUCAGUAAAUCGUUCCUUCCUGUACAUUGCAGCAUGUGUAUUUGGAUGUGAGGUGUACACUGCUCGUAGAUCUGAUUCAGCGUCUCUUGGAGCUGCAUUGAGGGCUGCUCAUGGUUGGCUAUGUAGCACAAAAGGUACUUUUGUGCCCUUCUCGUGCUUGUAUGACAAGAAGAGUGGAAAUACAUCACUCAGGUGCAAACUUGAAGCGAUUUCGGACAUAAAUUUGGUUAACAAGUAUGCCUUGAUGGUGAAGAAGAGACUUGAGAUAGAGAACAGCCUUGUUGAAAAACUCGGCCGCAUGUAA
Molecule: messenger RNA, 1680 nt
Organism: Fragaria vesca subsp. vesca
Lineage: Eukaryota; Viridiplantae; Streptophyta; Magnoliopsida; Rosales; Rosaceae
Product: xylulose kinase-like
Exons: 11
Coding region: 1-1680 (559 amino acids)
Biological process (GO): xylulose metabolic process; D-xylose metabolic process
Cellular component (GO): cytosol
Molecular function (GO): D-xylulokinase activity
Source: RefSeq, a predicted model, not a curated record